Molecule: messenger RNA, 1445 nt
Organism: Pseudomyrmex gracilis
Lineage: Eukaryota; Metazoa; Arthropoda; Insecta; Hymenoptera; Formicidae
Product: dorsal root ganglia homeobox protein-like
Exons: 6
Coding region: 683-1426 (247 amino acids)
Biological process (GO): regulation of transcription by RNA polymerase II
Molecular function (GO): RNA polymerase II transcription regulatory region sequence-specific DNA binding; DNA-binding transcription factor activity, RNA polymerase II-specific
Source: RefSeq, a predicted model, not a curated record
UGACAUUGAAAACUCGAAGCGCGAAGUAAAACGGACAAUCGUUAGCGACGUAAAUGAACUUAAGUGCGUUUAGUGCUUCGCGCGCGCUAGAAGUUCCAAGUAACAAAGAACAAAAUAAAGAUUCGGAAUCACAAAAUACAAAAAAACGCAACAAGACGGCAAGCAUCGACUGAUCGCACUCUCCGAAUCAACCGACACCGUACAUCGGACAUUGCGAAGGGAAUAUAUGACACCCCUGUGUAACGAGAUCUCGCCGGUACAAGAAGGAUGAAACGGAGGAAGGAGAAGAUGAAGAGGAGAUCUGUGUUCAGGCUUAUAAAAAUUGCUACUGGUAUAUAACAUGUCCUUGAAAGUGGAAACCAUCGGGAGAGAGAGCGCCGGCGCCCAUACGUCAUCGCCGAGGAACUGUGCGGACCGAGAGAAGACUGAGGAAAACGGGAGAGAACGAGAGAGCAAGAGAGAUGGAUGUGAAGAGCCGAUGAGGACCUUUAAGUGAGAUUAUAUCACCCGCGCGAGAUGAUGCAUGCGAGGAAACGGUCACCGAUGUAAAAAUACAUGGAGGAAGAUGCGUUAAAAUAUUCAAGAUUCCGCAAAAUGCCGAGAAACUUGGCAAUGAAAUUUUAUUGAUUGUCAUGCUGACGUGAGGAAAAUUGCGCCGAGAGAGAGGCGAGCGCGAGGAAAAAUGUUGGGCGCGACGAACGCGGAACAAGGUGCGAAUAACGGCGUGAUAGUGUCGCAGCUCGUGAAUUCGCACGCGCCGCAGGAUUUCACGGUCUCACGCCUACUGUCCACGCCAACGCACUCCUUGGACUGCAAUGAAACCUCUACCGCUGGAAACAGAAGACCCAGAAGAAGCAGAACGACCUUCUCGGCGCAACAGUUGGCCGCGUUGGAGAGGGUGUUCGAGAAGACGCACUAUCCGGAUGCCUUUGUUCGCGAGGAACUGGCAACGAGAGUGUCUUUGUCAGAGGCCAGAGUGCAGGUGUGGUUCCAGAACAGGCGGGCGAAGUUCCGACGGAACGAGCGGAGCUCGGCGAUGAGCCGCGGCGUUUCCGCGGGCAGAGAAAUGGAAGCUGCGCUACCGCUACGUCCCAUCCGAGUGUCGCAUACCCCGCAGCACGCGGACGGCAAUGCGGAAUCGUCGCAGAACGCGAAUACAACCUCUCAGACUCAGUAUUCCUACGGCGAAUACUGGAGAACGACUCCGCAACAUUACACGGCGGUGCAAACCGCCGCGGCCGCCGGCUGUCACAACUUCGUCGCGAACGGCGGUUUGGCGAACGUCGGCUUGUCGCCGUACCAUCAUCACCAAACCGACAUUCAUCACGGACAUCUGGACGGAACCGCCGUGAACGGUCUGAGCACCCUGAGACUGCGAGCGCAUCCUUACGCCUCGACGUAUCCAGCGAUGCACGCGAGUAUGUGAUACCGUUCCCGAGCAUCCC